GAUGUGUGCAGCUAUCCCGUUAGUUAAUCUCGUAUUGUGUCAAAUCUAGACAGUAAAAUUGGUGAAAGCAAAACACUUCGUUUAUGAUAGUUAAGUUUAUUUCUUGCUCGUAUUGAAAAUCUUUAACCAAAAUGAUGUGUCGGCAAAUUCUUCCGGACGUGACGGACGGUGGUAUCGAACAGAUUUACAUUGUCAAAACGGAACCCGGCCUAGAAGAUGAUGGUGGGCUCGCUAACAUGGUCCCGGAAAUGGUUGACGAAAUCAAAACGGAACCGAAGUUCGAGAAUGAUGAGGAAGAAUAUACAAACCCAGAGGAUGAACAACCAAAUGAGGAGGUUGGAUUUGAAACGGUUGAUGUGAUUGUAAAAGAGGAACCAAAAGUGGGUUCCGAUUGCGAUUCGAAGUUGAAGUCUGAGACAUCCGCAAAGGAUCGAUCUGAUAGCAAAAAGGAAAAGACUAAACCCAAAACUGGGAAACAGGAAUCGAAAAAAGAGAAAAAGCUAAGUAGUUCCACUAAGGAGAAGGUUGAUAAUGCUCAAGUUAAUGAGAAUCUUGAUUGCUCAGUAUGUGGCAAAAAAACUAACAAUAAGUACAAUCUGCAAAAACACAUGCAAACACACGACACGCAGAGAAUGGCAGAAAAAGAAAAGGAACUAACUUGUCAAAUUUGUGGCAAGGUCUCUUUUUCUAAAAAAAAUCUAAAAAUACAUCUUGCAGGGCAUGAGAGAAAGGCACAAAAACUAGAACAACUAGAAAAAAAGAAAAAAUCGAAAUUGGAGAAGGAGAAGCUUAAACGGUUCGUUUGUCACUAUUGUCCCAGCAAGUUUACCACUAACUAUAACCUUCAGCGCCACGAGGAUCUUCACGACAUUCCGCUAGACCAACAGAUCCACAAGAGAAAAGAGUUCUUUUGUUAUGUUUGUGAUCAGGAUUUGGGGUCGAAAGAAGGCAUUCAGGAACAUUUGUACACCCACGCUGACCAGCUGCCGUUUACGUGCGAGGAGUGCGAUAAACCAAUAUCUAUCAAAUCGGUGCGUGAUUUAAAUCAGCACUUGGAAAUGCACAAAGACACUACGAACGGAAGUGUUAAGUGUGCCUGGUGUCCGCUGCGUUUCCAUUCACUUAAAAACUGCAAAUUUCACGAAAAAACGCACGUCAACGAAGGAAGCAGUGCUUUGGAGGCGCUCGAACGCAGAGCAAGCAUUUUGAGCAAGAAAAAGAACGUUAAAGUCAUCGUCGUUGAAGGUGCUUUGCGCUAUGCAUGCGAUCUGUGUGAUAAAUCGUACACGUUGCUUGAUUCGUUACGAGAUCACAUGAAGACGCACACUGAUUGUGGUAAACCGAAAAAACUGCACGUUUGCACGAUCUGUAACAAGUUGUUUACAUCUGCCGAUGGGCUUCAUUCACACAGACUGGUUCAUUCAGAUUUAUUGCCAUAUAAAUGUGAAUACUGCGAUAGAGGCUUUAAAGAGACCGUUCGUUUAAUUUCACAUCGUCGCACUCACACGGGAGAGAGACCGUUCGUUUGUGGUUGUGGUCGAGCAUUCGCGAAAAAAUAUACAAUGAUGUCUCACAAAAAGAUAUGUUUAUCGCCGGAACUGCUGACAAGUUGCUCCUGUCGAAUUUGUGGAGAUAAAUCCUUUCCAAGCUAUGCGGAUUUAAUAAAACACGUAACUGGGGUACACACAGAGCCCAUUCCGAGAACGAAAUGUCAGUUUUGUCCCGCGUUAAGCCAAAAUGCGCUUCUUCUGGUACGUCACGAGCAUCGUCAUCAGAUGCCGAACGUGAUUAAAUGUGAUCAGUGUAAUCGCAUUUUCAAAAACAAAGCACUGUUGGAAGAGCAUGAAGUUAUACACAUCAACACGCCACAAUCAUUUAUUUGUGAUAUUUGCGGAAUGACUUUCAGUCGACUCAAACGUCUAAAGAAGCACAAGAAAAACCACACAACAGUACGACGAAAACCUGCCAAGCUGCAUUGUUGUGAGCUGUGCCCAAAAAAAUUCGCAUGGUUGGGGAACUUUCGCAGUCACCAAAAGUUGCACUACAACUCGAAAAGUAGACAUUUUAUCCCGUCACUGGUAGAGGGACCAGCACCAGAACCGGUCGUGGAUGAAAAUGAGGAUAUUGAUUUUGGUAUGUUAGUAAAAACAGAAAUGAAGUUAAUAUAAAUAAAACCUCAAAUUUGUCAACUUAGUAUGAUUUUUGCUGAUUGGUUUAUUAAAAAAGAAAUAAAUAAAUCUAAAUA
Messenger RNA from Culex pipiens pallens (northern house mosquito), 2245 nucleotides. Its product is annotated as zinc finger protein 226-like. Gene Ontology annotation, molecular function: DNA-binding transcription factor activity; RNA polymerase II cis-regulatory region sequence-specific DNA binding. Gene Ontology annotation, biological process: regulation of transcription by RNA polymerase II. Bases 132 to 2168 code for a protein of 678 amino acids. The transcript has 6 exons. Lineage: Eukaryota; Metazoa; Arthropoda; Insecta; Diptera; Culicidae. The record is from RefSeq and is a predicted model, not a curated record.